GUGUGCUUCUCCGCAGCCCUGUCUCCUAUCUUGUCCUGUUCUGGCUCGUCUCCUUAACACUGGGUGAGCUAAAAAGCCAAAAGGGUUUGGAGACGAGGCUUGACGUUCCCACCUGAGCUCCCCGACCCCCGGCGAUCCUAUUUUAUCCGCCCUCCACCCACCCCGGCCUGUCACUUUCUCCAGCUUGCUGAUUUUGAUUUUUCUUUCUCUAUCGAUUGGCUUUGCUUGUACGGCUUGGUACAGUUUCAGAGCAAAAUGCCUCUGGGAAUCCUCGAAGACACCAAGCUGGAGAACGUUCCGGGCACUGCGCCCCUGAACGAACUCGGCCACGACACCACCUACACCGGCAUCGACCCUGCGUUCCUCAAACAUGACAAGACCGGCGAGAUCGUCCUCGUCCCUCAGCCGUCGGACUCGCCCAAUGAUCCCUACAACUGGCCGCGCCUGAAGAAGGAGCUCUUCACCAUCACCUUUGGCUGGGGCUGCGGUUGUACAGGAGCCGUUGGCCCUCUUCUCGGUGCAGCCUUUGUCCCCCUCGCCGCAGACUUUGGCGUCCCCCUCAACACCUUCGUCUCCGGCGUGCAGGGCGGCAUGAUCGCCGCCAUCGCCGUGGGCAGUCUGAUCUUCAACUGCCUGGCCGUCAAGUACGGCAAGCGGCCCGUGUACCUGAUCACGACGCUGGGCAUGAUGGUCUCUUGCUUCUGGGCCGCGGCGGCCAAGAGCUUUGCCUCGCUGGUUGCGGCGCGUGUCGUCUGUGGCCUGUGCAUGGGGCCGUUUGAGGCGCUGGUCCCGGCGUCCAUUGCGGACGUCUGGUUUGUGCAUGAACGUGGGUUUCGCACUGCGGUUUUUAAUCUGGGUGUGCUUGGUGGGAUUAAUCUUGCCACGCCGAUUGCUGGUGCGGUUAUCGAGUACGGAGACUACCAAACCUGCCUCUACGGCAUGGGCGGUGCUUUUGGCCUCGCUUUGAUCAUGGUCAUAUUCUGGAUGCCUGAGACGGCUUACGAGCGGACAGACGCCCUGAGCAUCGACACUGGCCACGAUCUGACAAACCUCGAAAACAAAACAGACACAAAGCACCUCGAAGCAACCAGUCCUCCCAUCGUCAACUCCAGCACCGAAGAACCAAUCUCCUACACACGCUCCCUCCUCCCCUACAGCGGCUACGUCAACCACAUCUCCUUCUGGAACACGCUCAUCCGCCCCUUCUACCUCAUCGCCUCCCCCGCCGUCUGCUGGGCCGUCGUCCUCUUCACAACCUGCAUCUCCUGGCUCGUCCUCAUCUCCCUUACAAUCUCGCAAAUCUUCUCGGCGCCCCCGUACAACUUUUCCGUCGGCGCCGUGGGCGCGACAAACGUUGCCUCGUUUGUUGCUUCGUUGAUCGGAACCCUCGUCGCAGGGCCCCUCGUCGACGGCGUUGCAACCCGCCUCGCAAAAAUGAACAAAGGAAUCUUCGAGCCCGAGUUCCGCCUCCCCAUCAUGAUCACCUACCUCCUCUUCACCGCAACCGGCUUCUUCGCCUGGGGCCAGUCCCUCUACAACCUGGACCCCUGGCCCAUCCCCGUAAUCGUCUGCCAGGGCCUCAUCAACCUCGGCGUGCAACUGGGGACCACAGGUGUCGUGACGUACGUCGUGGACUGCCACCGCGAAAAGGCGGGCGAGGCCUUUGCGACGAUGAACUUUAUCAAGAACCUGUUUGCGUUUGGGCUGACGUUUUAUGUUAAUGGGUGGAUUGAGAGUCAGGGGGUGCGCAAUUGUUUCUAUACCAUUGGUGGCAUUACCAUUGGGGUUACGCUGCUCACUGUGCCCAUGUAUAUCUGGGGGAAGAGGGCGAGGAGCUGGGUGCAUCGGCAUCGGAUCGCGGACAGGCUGUAGUUUUCUCCCUUUGCUCUGGUCCUUGCUUGCUGGCUGGCUAGCUGGCCUUGGUAGGUAUGUACCUUGGCUUUGGCUUGGC
Molecule: messenger RNA, 1951 nt
Organism: Aspergillus calidoustus
Lineage: Eukaryota; Fungi; Ascomycota; Eurotiomycetes; Eurotiales; Aspergillaceae
Source: the annotation of a GenBank genome assembly